AUGAGCAACCAAGGCCAGCGUGAUCGCUCGGCCUCGUCGUCGCACUUAUCUCCACCUGCCACGGCCGAUUCUUUCCAACCAUUCUCCAAUCCUUAUGACACCCAACUGCAGCAGCAGCAAUUCCAGGCCAACAACCUCAACCACCAACAAUUUCUUGACCCUCAAGCAACCCUGCUGGACUUUCAAUCAUCUUCUUUCGAUAACAAUAGCUUCUUCGGCGUACGAACUCCCAGCCUCUAUAGUCCAAACGGCAGCAGUAGUAAUCUGAGCGGCAACCUAUCUCCCACAUCUCUCAGCGCGACCAACCUGUCACUCAACGGACCAUCGCCUCACAAUCUUUCUCAGCACGAGUCCAACGCUUUCCCUGGCUUUGACUUCAACCAACAUCAGCUAGAUCCAAACUUGCUGUACGGCAACGUCCAGCAACACUCGUCCAACCCAUCGCUAGUCGACCCCAACAUGGCUGCGACGCAUCAUAACCCGACUCCUCCUCAUCUGUUACAGCCAGGAUUGCGCCGCUCGUCGCAGAGCCCCAGCCCGCACGCUUCCCCGUCGUAUCAACAGGCUUCAUUCAACCAGGUCAAUCGCCAGAGAUCAGAGUCUCUCGACCCCGCGAGCGCUGCCUACCCACCUCCUGGUUAUCGCGGCAACGAUUGGGGUGCCGGCCAGGCUUUCCAGUCGCAUCGUCGCUCACCGUCGGACGCGUAUUCGGACAUCUCGUCGCAUUCCAACCACGCCUCACCGUAUCUACCCUCAGCUGACAGCUUCGAUGCUUCACCCAUGCUGAAUCCUCAAACGGAUCCCUCGCUUUUUCCCGAUGCUCUUGGUCUCGGGCAAUUCUCCUUGUCCGAUACGCAAAUUCCACCUCACAUCAGCCCAGGCCCUAGUCCAGCUGUGUCGCCUCGUUUAUUGCCACAAUCACAGCAGGCGCUUCCAGACUUCAAUACUGCCAAUGGCUUCGCGCUGCAGCCGGAUAUGGGAUAUCAAACACAACAGCAGAAUUUCGACAUGUACCCUGGUGUCUCGCUUUCAGGAGGUGAACCAUUCCCACAGCUUAGCAAUGGCGGCACUCCCAACGAGAUAGGCAUGGCUGAUACCAUGUCUCCGCCUGAGAUCAACAUCGACUUUGCUCCGCCAUCGAGAGUGCCUAGCUUUGGACCUCCUAACGGUACAGGACCAGAGGACGCGCUCAGCCCCCCAGAAAGAAUGUUUCUAGAUCGCAGUCGCAAUCGGAUGCGUGCCAAGUCGGAUACCUUCGUUGGGUCGCGACCUGUGCCUCCCUCGGUUGCAGGAAGAGGUAGAUCUCCUUCUUUGCAACCGGGUACAAAUUCCCUAUCGCCGUUCGAUGCUCGUCACAGCGGCUCUCGUUCUCCCUCGCCUUCUUCCAUCUCUUCGACCAGCGGACUAUCCAGGCGCUCUUCGACUUCGUCUGUACCUCAGCGUGAUUACAUACUCGAUCUGGCAAAUCCCGAAAGAGCUGCUAGCGGCGGCAACGAUCCCAAGAGAACACAGAAACACCCUGCCACUUUCCAGUGCACUCUUUGUCCCAAGAAGUUCACACGCGCGUACAACCUGCGCUCCCACCUCCGUACCCAUACCGACGAAAGACCUUUUGUCUGUACUGUUUGUGGAAAAGCAUUCGCUCGUCAACACGACCGUAAGCGACACGAAAGCCUGCAUUCUGGCGAGAAGAAGUUUGUCUGCAGAGGUCAACUGAGCAAUGGGGAACAGUGGGGAUGUGGUCGACGUUUUGCGCGCGCUGAUGCUCUUGGCCGACAUUUCCGUUCAGAAGCCGGACGAGUGUGUAUCAAACCUCUGCUGGACGAGGAAGCUGCCGAGCGCCAGAAGCAAUGGGCAGAAGAGCAUGCCCAACGACAAAUGCAGAGCGAUCAAGGCUUUGUAGCCCCACCACCCAUGAUGAACCAGCCUCAUCUCCACCCAAUUCUUCCGGCUGCUUUACUCCAAAUGUACCCAGAUCUUGCCAAUCUCGACUGGGGUGCAGUGGGGGCGCCAGCUAUUCCAGAAGAGCCUGAAGUCUUCAGUGGGAGAAGCAGUUUCGACGCUGGUAGUGGCAAUGAAUGGGGAGACAUUAGCGAGAAUGAGAUGGGUGCUUAUGGACAGCAGACUCCAAACAUGAACAUGGGUCUAGCCAACAAUGGAUGGCUGAGUGACAUGGAACGAUGA
This is a messenger RNA of Aureobasidium subglaciale EXF-2481, 2184 nucleotides long. RefSeq lists its product as uncharacterized. The transcript is spliced from 2 exons. Gene Ontology annotation, molecular function: RNA polymerase II cis-regulatory region sequence-specific DNA binding; DNA-binding transcription factor activity, RNA polymerase II-specific. Gene Ontology annotation, biological process: regulation of DNA-templated transcription. Lineage: Eukaryota; Fungi; Ascomycota; Dothideomycetes; Dothideales; Saccotheciaceae. Bases 1 to 2184 code for a protein of 727 amino acids. The record is from RefSeq and is a predicted model, not a curated record.